GUCUACAUUUCCAUCCCAUGGCCGUCUCUAGGUGAUUAAGCGCCGCCAGUCUCAAGCAGGUGUCCAACAUGGCGAUCACGGGAAGCGGAUCUCUACUUAUUUCUUUGAGCGUUUUCGUGAUUUCAGCGGUGUUUCUCCACAAAGGAGCUGCUGAAACCGUGACAGUUGACAGUCAGAACUUGGCAACUGACAACGUGUCAGUGAUUGAGGGAGAAACGGCCACCAUCAGCUGCAGAGUGAAGAACAACGAUGACUCCGUCAUUCAGCUGCUCAACCCCAACAGACAGACCAUCUACUUCAGAGAUGUCAGACCUCUCAAGGACAGCCGGUUCCAGCUGGUGAAUUUCUCUGACAACGAACUCCGGGUGUCUCUGUCCAAUGUGUCACUCUCCGAUGAGGGACGUUACGUGUGCCAGCUCUACACAGAUCCUCCUCAGGAAGCCUACGCAGACAUCACUGUCCUGGUCCCACCAGGCAGCCCAGUCAUCGAGAGCCGGGAGGAUGUGGUCAGCGAAGGGAAUGAGACGGAGCUCACCUGCAUAGCCAUUGGCAGCAAACCAGCUGCCUCUAUCAGAUGGAUGAAGGGGGAGGAAGAACUGACAGGUGAAAUGACAGUGGAGGAGAUGUAUGACAGGAUGUUUACCGUCACCAGCCGGGUGAGGUUUUCUGUCACCAAGGAAGACGAUGGACUCCCAGUGGACUGCAUCAUUGACCACCCAGCUGUGAAGGACCUCUUGGCAGAGAGACACUUGGAAGUGCUAUAUAAGCCUGAGGUUAAGAUUGUGGUGACAUACCCCGAAGGGUUAACUAGAGAGGGAGACAACCUUGAUUUGACGUGUAUUGCAGAAGGAAAACCACAUCCCCAUCAGAUCAACUGGUUGAGAGUGGAUGAGGAUGUGCCGCCUCAUGCUGUGGUUACCGGCUCUGAUCUCUACAUUGAGAACCUCAACAAGUCCUACAAUGGCACUUACCGCUGUGUGGCUUCGAACACGGUUGGAGAGGCCUAUGAUGACUAUAUCCUCUAUGUGUAUGAUGCUCCCACUACUACUCCCACACCCACCACCAAUCCAGUCAACACACAAGACUCCAGAGCUGGCGGAGCGCCACAAAAAAUUGACCACGCUGUCAUUGGAGGAGUGGUUGCCGUGGUGAUGUUUGCAAUCCUCUGUGCACUCAUUGUUCUUGGUCGAUACUUUGCCAGACACAAAGGGACUUACUUUACUCAUGAAGCCAAAGGUGCGGACGAUGCCGCUGACGCAGACACGGCCAUUAUUAAUGCAGAGGGGGGACACAACAACACAGACGAGAAGAAGGAGUACUAUAUCUGAAGUGGACAGGCCAGGAGAGACGGGUGGGGAUGCUGCAGGUGGUGGUCAUGGUGCUGUAGGAGUAUUAUGUCAAACUCUGAUUGGUUACAAGACAGCGUGGGAGAAAGGAUGGCAAGAUUUAAAGAAAAGAGACGGGCAGAAAAAAAGGUGGAAAAUAGGACUGGUACAGCCAAGGGAUAAGAAGAGGUUGAGUCUCCUAUCCGACCCUUCCUGGACCUCCGUGUCCUAUACUGUACAGAUUGAUUAUUUUACAGACAAUUUUGUGCCUUGUUCUAUUUCUUUUGUUUGUUUUAUGGUCUUCUUUCAAAAGCUUGUUGGAUUGAUUUUUUUUUUUUCCGCCCCUUGUACUUCACUUGAUCCCGUGUUGCUUUUGGCUUUUAAGGAGGAGAUUAUAAGGGUCUGGUGUUCAUGUGAGCUGCUAGCUUUUAGCUUGUAUGACCAGAUCUGAGAAGUCAGCUCAUCCAUACAUCUUUCCUGCAGCCUUCAGUAAAUGAAACAGGAGUGUCAACACAUUUCUUCAUGUUGGGUCAGAAGUCCUUUGGUGCCUCCAUCCACAGGGCGAUUACUUUCAUCCCCUUCGAAUCAGGUUCACUGUACCAAUUGCUUUUGUAAGCAUCAGGCUAGAAUGCUCAUAAUGUAGGGGCCAUUAUAUUUAUAAACUCACUGCACAAGUCUUAUUUUUGUUUUUUCCUAAUCUCUUACAUUUACUCCCAGAAUUCCACCAGCAGCAGUUUUUCUAUCACCUCAUGGCUGAUGCAGUUUAGAGACCCCAUUAAGACUGCUUUAAACUGUGCUGGCAGCAUUUUAGAGGCAAAUUGUUUCAUCUACCCAAACGCAUAGGUUUAGGUACAUUCUUGUAUUUCCAUGACAUCUAAUUCCAAAACACCUUACACUAUCAACACUUCACUUCCUAUUCUUCAUUCUUUCCGGUGUCAUCCAAACAAAAAGAGCAAAGAUAAUGUACAAAAAAGGUACUUAUUAAGAAAGUAAUUAAAGGACGUUUUCCCCAGACAAAGGUUUAACAAUCUAUAAACUGUAAAAUUUAGAUUCUGUAUGAUCUUCACAUAGUAGGUCACUCUGGUCAGUUUGCUUUGGCGUCUGGAAACAGAGAGGUGCUGCUGGGAGGCUUCUGAGGCACUGCAGCUCCUCUGGUGGAAUCACAGAUCCCAAAAUGGUUAUCUAAACAGAACUGGACCUGUCAGAGUCUGCAACAAAUGUCAGCGUGGUGCAGGCUGUGUGUAAGAUGUUGUUUAAGAAAAUUAACCUUGGUUUUGUGAAAUUACUCCAAAGCAAGAGCUCAGAAAAAAAUUCAAAUGAUUGACGAUAAUCAGCAGCCCAUAACUUGGCUACCUGAGAUGUAUGAAUGCUUAUUGUUUUUCUCUGUCAGUGGAAUAAGGCUAGCUUUUCCCUUUACUUCCUGUUAUUUUGUCACUAAAAUAUAGUAUUAGGAUGUAAGUUAGCAUUAAUUUAGAACUAGAAUUCACUUUAACUUAUUUAAUAUGUGAAAAGUUAUCUGAUUUUAAUCCGUAAUAAUAAAAAGGGUAAACCCCAUGGUGUCAAUGUAUGCAUUAAACUUUAUUGUUGCAUUAAAAAGCCCCCAAUUUUGACUGCUCAUCUCCAGUGAAUUGGCCUUUAGGGGUAGAACCUAUGGAUUAUUUUUGUCACUUGUUUAUCACUUUUAACUUUAUGAGUGACAUAUCAGAGGGAAUAAACAUGUGUGAAAUGUUCAAUGUUUUACUUUCACUGUUGUGUAUCAUGUCUAUGUAAAUCCCCAUUUUCUGUUUAAGAAAACAAAUCUGCUGCCUCACAAAAAGAGGUCAUCUUCUGGCUUAAAAACCCAUGCCAAGCCAUUGCCUGUACAGUUAAAAAAAAUGAAUGUCAUAUUUCAUUGCUCUGUACAGAUGUUUUAUCUUUAGGUCAGUGUUGAAUCUCGUAAGGUCACAGGCUCCUACAGCUUCUCAGAAAUUUGUGCACAGCUUUACUCUAAGAACUUUUCUACUCCCAUCUUGCAGCCUCAAACCUUCAGAGUAGUAGCCUUUUGUUAAAAAAAGAAUAAAGAUCUCUCUUUUUGUGUUUGGCAGUGUACACAGGUUUUAUUCUGCUGUGACUCACAACUGUGGAAGCAAACAUCGUUUGAUAAUUUAUGAAGAUGAUUCAGUGCUGACCAAGGCGAAAGACGAUUAGCAGAUUAAAAACAAACAAGAAAAAAAAGGUUAACCACUGCCUUAAACUGAUUUUUUGAGACCCAUCUUCACAAAAGAAAAGACUGAAGGACUUAUUUUAGUGCCUUCCUUUUCUGAUAUUGAGGUAUUUAACAAUUCUGGUGCCCACACUUAUCUUGUCGGAUCGUGAUCUUGAAGGACAAAUCCCUUCUAACUGUGUACACUCUCCAUAGGCAUGCAUCCCAUUCAAAAUCUACAGAAUUUACAAAUAAUAGAAUAAAUUCAAUGCUUGGAAAUAAAAGAAAGCUUUCCAUGUUUACCAGCGUGACAGCUUCAGACGAAUAGAACACCUUAUGCCAAUAUGUUGAACGUAGAAAGUUCAAUUUUGCCAGAAUGACUUCGUCAACUUUGCUGACUCACUCAGUGAAAUCUUAAAAGCAUUUAUGGAAAGGCAUAAAUUAUAUUAGAAUAUAGAUAAAAAUGAAAAUGCUUUCGGGAUCACAGCAAUGCGGUGUCAUGGGAACAGUUCUGUGCAAGACAUGUUUUUUCUGGAAGGUGUUCGUGUUUUUCAAUGGACAGACAUUUACAGACGGCCCAGGCAUCAUUAUGAUAACUAAUUUUUUUAAGCAUCAUAUCUAGUAUGUUGUUGUUUUUUCACUUUCUCAGGUUCAUGAGUGUUUAAUGGUUGUUUUUCUGCAUCUCAGGUAGAAUGCAAAUUCCAGGCCCCAAGUAUAUUCCAGUAGUUCAAGAGCUGUUGACAAUGUUAGGUAAUCACAAGGUGUACAUGUUUUACUGAGUUGUACAUGUUACUGUGUUCUGAAUAUGGUGCACUGUUACAAUAAAUGUUAAAUAUUAUUUUGCAUAGACCUAGUUCUCAAAGACGACUAGAUUUGCUAAGCAGACAACAAUGAUGUACAGUCAGUGUUACCCAAAUCACAAUGAUGUUCAUGAGACUUCUUCUUCCACUGUAACACUUUGCUCAUACAGUAUCUGUUAAUUAGUAAUUAUAGGAUGUGACGACAGAUAGUCAAUCAAGUAUCACGCAUAAGUCUCCAGAAACGAUGGUGGUUGUAUUUACUGUGACGCAGUUUUAUGAAUGAUCUGUAACGUCUUGGAUAUUUGGGUGAAACUCAUUUUUAACACCUGGGAGGAAGGAAGGGUUUGGGGCAAGAAGGUAUGGAGUGCAGAUUGUUUUUUUUUGACGCCCCCUAUUAAAAAAAAUUGCUUUUCUUGAUAAAUCUGAAACUUCUCUAUGUUUCCAGGUGACAUUUUUCCUUUGUGUAGUGAAGAGGAUGUUUCUCAUAUGACCAUGCAUAUUUUGUAUUGGUUCACACAAACAUUUUUACAAAAGGAAAAAAAAAUCUGAAGAGUACUUGUCUUAAUAAAAAGAUUUCAAUGUCAAAGUC
Molecule: messenger RNA, 4896 nt
Organism: Oryzias latipes (Japanese medaka)
Lineage: Eukaryota; Metazoa; Chordata; Actinopteri; Beloniformes; Adrianichthyidae
Gene: cadm1b
Product: cell adhesion molecule 1b
Biological process (GO): detection of stimulus; susceptibility to natural killer cell mediated cytotoxicity; cell recognition
Cellular component (GO): plasma membrane; synapse; neuron projection
Molecular function (GO): signaling receptor binding
Source: RefSeq, a predicted model, not a curated record